AUGGCGACCUAUCUCAUCACUCAGGCGACUGGCAAGCAGAGCCAAUACAUUACUGAGCACCUUCUCGCAACUGGUGCCAAAAUCCACGCCGUCGUGCGAAACCCCGACAAGCUUCCUACGGUUCUUCAGCGCCCUGAAGUCAAGAUCUUCAAGGGAGAAAGCACCGACCUUGAAGCUGUCUUUCGGGCUGCACAGGGUUGCAAGGGAGCUUUCCUAAACACUUUCCCUAUUCCUGGUCUGGAGACUCAGCAAGCCAAGACCAUCACCGAAGCAUGCAAAAAGGCAGGCGUUGAGACCGUCGUCGCAUCGACCUCUUUCUUGACCGGGGAUAAGGAGGUUUGGGACGACAAGGAAUCCGAUGAAAUUGGCAUCCGCUCUUACUAUCAGUCCAAGCACGAGGUCGAAGAGGUUGUCCGCAACGCCGGCUUCAAAUACUACACUAUUAUUCGCCCGGGUUUCAUUCACUUUGACUUCCUUCUGCCCAACGUCUAUGGCAACUUUCCUGCGCUACCAGCCAAGGGGGAACUUGACCACGCCUACAACGACAACGCGACCAUGAUUUACACCGAUGCCAACGACAUUGGCAAAUACGCCACGGCUGCCUUCCAGAACCCUGAAAAGUUCAACGGCCAGGCGAUUCAGCUCGGCAAGAGCAACCUGACUCUAGAGGAGACGCGCAAGAUCCUGAUUAGGAUCACUGGAAGGGAGGUUAUUUCAAGGAGGCGCACUCCGGAAGAGGUUGAAGUGGCAAAGGCUGCAGUCCCGGCUCAAAAGUUCAAUCUUUGGGCCAACAUCAGGGACUUUAGCCCUGCUGCAGCGGAAGCGAAGGAAGCGGAGGUCAAGUUUGGUAUUACAUUCACUACCUUGGAGGAGGCUUUGCAGAGGGAUAAGGCUCGGCUCCUCGAGUGUAUUCCCGCCUAG
Fusarium keratoplasticum is the source of this 921-nucleotide messenger RNA. Its product is annotated as NmrA domain-containing protein. Lineage: Eukaryota; Fungi; Ascomycota; Sordariomycetes; Hypocreales; Nectriaceae. Bases 1 to 921 code for a protein of 306 amino acids. The record is from RefSeq and is a predicted model, not a curated record. The transcript has a single exon.